AUGAUCUUCAGCAUCAUAGAAACGUUUGAUGCAGCACUGGCCAAUACCAGCUCUCCAGCAUUCGCGGCAAAAGCUACAAAUAUCCGUAAUCAGGUUGAACCAUUGUACAAGAAAGCCUUUAAAAACUUCGUCCUCAUGCAAAUUGUAAAAUUCAGUGACAAACACCUCUUCAACAAACACUUCAACAAACACAACUUCAACAAACACCUCUUCAACAAACACCACUUCAACAAACACGACUUCGAACUCGAGCACGCCCACAGACCCCUCAACAAACACGACUUCGAACUCGAGCACGCCCACGGACACCUCAACAAACACGACAUCGAACUCGAGCACGCCUACGGACACCUCAACAAACACGACUUCGAACUCGAGCACGCCUACAGACCCCUCAACAAACACGACUUCGAACUCGAGCACGCCUACAGACCCCUCAACAAACACGACUUCGAACUCGAGCAUGCCUACAGACACCUCAACAAACACGACUUCGAACUCCAGCAGGCCUACAGACCCCUCAACAAACACGACUUCGAACUCGAGCACGCCUACAGACACCUCAACAAACACGACAUCGAACUCGAGCACGCCUACAGACCGCUCAACAAACACGACUUCGAACUCGAGCACGCCUACCGACCCCUCAACAAACACGACUUCGAACUCGAGCACACCUACGGACACCUCAACAAACACGACUUCGAACUCGAGCAUGCCUACGGACACCUCAACAAACACGACUUCGAACUCGAGCACGCCCACAGACCCCUCAACAAACACGACUUCGAACUCGAGCACGCCUACAGACCCCUCAACAAACACGACAUCGAACUCGAGCACGCCCACGGACACCUCAACAAACACGACAUCGAACUCGAGCACGCCUACAGACCCCUCAACAAACACGACUUCGAACUCCAGCACGCCUACAGACCCCUCAACAAACACGACUUCGAACUCGAGCACGCCUACAGACACCUCAACAAACACGACAUCGAACUCGAGCACGCCUACAGACCCCUCAACAAACACGACUUCGAACUCGAGCACGCCUACAGACCCCUCAACAAACACGACUUCGAACUCGAGCACGCCUACGGACACCUCAACAAACACGACAUCGAACUCGAGCACGCCUACGGACACCUCAACAAACACGACUUCGAACUCGAGCACGCCCACAGACCCCUCAACAAACACGACUUCGAACUCGAGCACGCCUACAGACCCCUCAACAAACACGACAUCGAACUCGAGCACGCCCACGGACACCUCAACAAACACGACUUCGAACUCGAGCACGCCCACGGACACCUCAACAAACACGACUUCGAACUCGAGCACGCCUACAGACCCCUCAACAAACACGACUUCGAACUCGAGCACGCCUACAGACCCCUCAACAAACACGACAUCGAACUCGAGCACGCCUACAGACACCUCAACAAACACGACUUCGAACUCGAGCACGCCCACAGACACCUCAACAAACACGACUUCGAACUCGAGCACGCCUACAGACACCUCAACAAACACGACAUCGAACUCGAGCAUGCCUACAGACACCUCUUCCACAAACACUUCUGUACCAGCUGCAGCAUUCAACUUGGUCUUUAGCAUCAGUGAAACUUUUGACACAGCAUUGGCCAAUACCAGCUCUCCAGAAUUUACAGCAAAAGCUCAAAGAGUCCGUAAUCAGAUUGAACCAAUUUACAGAAGACUCUUCAGUAACUUCCUCCGGAUGGUAAUUCAUAGUUUCAGG
Molecule: messenger RNA, 1765 nt
Organism: Ictalurus punctatus (channel catfish)
Lineage: Eukaryota; Metazoa; Chordata; Actinopteri; Siluriformes; Ictaluridae
Exons: 4
Coding region: 1-1620 (539 amino acids)
Source: RefSeq, a predicted model, not a curated record